Octodon degus (degu) is the source of this 951-nucleotide messenger RNA. RefSeq names its product NADH:ubiquinone oxidoreductase complex assembly factor 6 (gene Ndufaf6). Gene Ontology annotation, biological process: mitochondrial respiratory chain complex I assembly; transforming growth factor beta receptor signaling pathway; biosynthetic process. The record is from RefSeq and is a predicted model, not a curated record. The transcript is spliced from 9 exons. Gene Ontology annotation, cellular component: transcription regulator complex; mitochondrion. The coding region runs from base 242 to 910 and encodes 222 amino acids. Lineage: Eukaryota; Metazoa; Chordata; Mammalia; Rodentia; Octodontidae.
UCCUGCGUUGUUAGAAGGAGUUUACAGGCAGUCUGUUACAAAUUACAGCAGUGCCUGCCGCAUAGUUGAGGAACAGAAACGUGAUUAUGAAAGUUAUUUAUGCUCCCUGCUGCUCCCUGCAGAAUCCCGAAGCUCUGCUUUUGCACUGAGGGCCUUCAAUGUGGAACUGGCCCAGGCUGGUAUAAGAUUCCUUAAGUUGUUACUUGUGAAGGACUCAGUUUCUGAGAAAACAAUCGGACUGAUGCGAAUGCAGUUUUGGAGAAAAGCCGUAGAAGAUAUAUACUGUGACAACCCACCACAUCAGCCUGUGGCCAUUGAACUGUGGAAGGCUGUCAGAAGACACAAUCUGACUAAAAGAUGGCUUAUGAAAAUUAUUGAUGAACGAGAAAAAAAUUUGGAUGACAAAGCAUAUCGUAAUAUCCAGGAACUUGAAAAUUAUGCCGAAAACACACAGAGCUCUCUCUUGUAUUUAACACUGGAAAUAUUGGGUAUAAAGGAUCUCCAUGCAGAUCAUGCUGCAAGUCACAUAGGAAAAGCACAAGGCAUCGUCACUUGCUUGAGAGCAACGCCCUACCAUGGUGGCAGAAGAAAAGUGUUCCUUCCCAUGGACAUUUGUAUGCUGCAUGGUGUUUCACAAGAGGACUUUUUAAGAAGAAAUCAAGAUAAAAAUGUGAGAGAUGUGAUAUAUGAUAUUGCCAGCCAGGCACACUUGCACUUAGAACAUGCGAGGUCCUUCCACAAAAGUGUUCCUGUGAAAGCAUUUCCUGCCUUUCUUCAGACGGUUUCCCUAGAGGAUUAUUUAAAGAAAAUUCAACGAGUGGAUUUUGAUAUAUUCCACCCAUCUUUACAGCAGAAGAAUACAUUACUUCCCUUAUCUUUAUAUAUUCAAUCAUGGCGAAAAAGAUAUUAAAAUAACUUCCUGAUACUGGUACUAAUUUACUUUGAAUUUAU